AUGUUAUUCGUGAUUCUGAUGUUAGGUGAUGAGUUCCCCUUGUCUCAACCCAAAACACCAGGUUUCUCUAGUGGAACAUAUUCGUCUGAAGUAGAUUCUUCUUCAUGUAAGAACUUAACAUCAAGGACCUUGGAAGAGAGAGAAGGAAGAUCAAAGGUUGAAGAAUCCACAAGUGAAUACUCUCCUGUGAAGAUUUUUGCACAAACAUUUGGUGUUUUCACUGAGAUCACCAACUUGGUAUGCGCUGCUACGCCACCUCAUGGCUCCACGACGGAAGGAGCACCACAGCUGCUAGGCUUUGCUGUUGAAGCCGUCGAGCUGUUGCACGGCCCCGUGGUUGAAGCUAGCACGCCCCUCCGCAGUGAUACCGUCGUGACCUUGUUGCCGUACCACCACACGCUUGGCCUUGCUAAUGGAUCCGAUGCACUCCACCACCACAUCGCCGCCCACAGCCAACUUGGCACCAUCACCAAUUUUGGCCCAAUCUUGGAGCAACUUCACUCAUUUCCUCAUUUGCCGCCGCCCUUGAUGUAUGCUCCAUCGUAUGCCUCUAAUAAAACACUAGCCCGUGUGCAAUUGGGCUCCACACACAUUAUAUAA
Molecule: messenger RNA, 600 nt
Organism: Prunus armeniaca (apricot)
Lineage: Eukaryota; Viridiplantae; Streptophyta; Magnoliopsida; Rosales; Rosaceae
Source: the annotation of a GenBank genome assembly